Messenger RNA from Periophthalmus magnuspinnatus, 497 nucleotides. RefSeq names its product NADH:ubiquinone oxidoreductase subunit B4 (gene ndufb4). The transcript has 3 exons. The coding region runs from base 39 to 422 and encodes 127 amino acids. Gene Ontology annotation, cellular component: mitochondrion. Lineage: Eukaryota; Metazoa; Chordata; Actinopteri; Gobiiformes; Gobiidae. The record is from RefSeq and is a predicted model, not a curated record.
UAUUCCACGAGAUUUCACUGCGCUCUCUCCAAACAAACAUGGCGGACUACAAAGAAGCGCCCUUGGCCACUCGGCCGAGAACCCUGGAUCCAAACGACUAUUUUAACCUUUCACCAGAAAAGAGACGUGCAGACGAAGAGCGAGCUGCAGUACGAGCCAAUUUGAAGAGACAGUACCAAACACAACUCAACAACCCGCACAGAAAGGAGCUCAUCGAAGAUCCUGCUCUGACUCGCUGGGUGUAUGCUCGUACCAACCCCUAUGCCCACUUUCGACCAACAUUCAAGACUUCUAUGUUUGGGUUUAUGUUUGGAGUUUUUCCCCUUUUUGCUCUCUACUACAUCUUCAAAACAGACAGGGAUCGAAAAGAGGCGCAGAUUAAGGCCGGGACCCGUGAACGCAGGUUCGGUCUGUCAUCAUGAGCGGCUGUACAAAGUCUAGUUCUUGUGAUUUAAAUGUGUGAAAUUAUUAUAAAUAAAAUAAAGUUCUAUUGUGAA